GCCGAAAUAUCUGGCCGAUACAUUCAAAUGUUCUAUGUCGGCCCAAAUUAUUUUUAAAACCUGAUAAAUAAAAAAUAAAAAUCUGGCACCUGUGUGGCCAACUGCCACCACUACUAGACUGAAGAAAGGACCCGAAGGACCCCAGCGGCCAGCACACGUGAGCCAGCCCACUCAACAGCGCUGUGCUCCAGCUCACCUAUAUACGUGAGGCUAAUCUGGAUGAUUACUACCCCGCAUGCGCCUCGGAGCUAAAGCAAGCGGCAGCUGAGCAGAGAGGCAGGAAGAAACCGCCAAACGUGCUGCAGCAGGCAAACUGUUAGCUAAACACGACUAAAGAAAACCUGCUACCACUUCAGGAUCAUCCAUCAGCUGGGACUGAUUCAUCAUUUGUUCUGGACGACAUGGACACAGAUGUUAAUCAGAUGGUGCUGGUUAAAGAAGAAGCUCCUGAAGAACAGUGUGCUGGUGUGGACCAGAAGGACCCAGAAGACAUCAACAUAAAGGAGGAUCAGGAUGAAAUCUGGACCAAUCUGGAGAGAGAGCAGCUUCAUUUGAAGGAGGAGACCGAUGUUGCCAGGUUUACUUCCACUGUAGUCAGUAUAAAAAGUGAGGAUGAUGAAGAGAAACCUCUGUUCUCACAGCUUCAUCAGCAGGAAAUAGAAGACCGAAAUGUUUCAGCAAGCUGCUCAGCUGACCAGAUGACAGCAGAAACUGGUGGAGGAGCAGAAGCUAGCUGGAACCAAGAUCUGAACCCUCAUGAACAAACAUCUGAUUCUUCAGAAACUGAAAUUAGUGGAGAUAAUGAGUAUGAUGGCGUAAAUGUAGACUCUGAUCUGUCAGACUCUAUGCCCGAAACUGGAGACAAAGACGAUGACUGGAAUGAGAACAGGUCUUCUGAGUCAGAUGUUAGCACUGUCAACAAAUCUUUUAGCUGCCCUGAGUGUGGUAAAACAUUUCUCAGCAAGCAGUCUCUCCAAAAACACGCGAGAGUGACCGGUCAUUCAGCAAAAAGGUCUUUGGGCUGUUUGGUUAAAAAGAAAUGUGUCAGAGUGAAGCAACAUUUAAACUCAUGCAGGAAAGUGCAGAAAGAACUAAAAUCAUUUAGUUGUGAUGACUGUGGAAAAACAUUUAGUGUAAAAUCACUUUUCAAGAGUCACAUGAGAGUCCACACAGGAGAGAAACCUUUUGCCUGUGAGCUCUGUGGGAAAAGAUUUGGCCAUAAGACAAGUUUAUACAGUCACAUGAGAAUCCACACUGGAGUGAAACCUUUUGCCUGUGAACUCUGUGGAGAAAGAUUUACCUAUAAGACAAGUUUAAACAGUCACAUAAGUGUCCACACAGGAGAGAAACCAUUUGCCUGUGAGCUCUGUGAUAAAAGAUUUAGCUUUAAGAAUAGUUUUAAAAGGCACAUGAGUGUCCACACAGGAGUGAAACCUUUUGUCUGUGAGAUCUGUGGAAAAAGAUUUAACUUUCAGGCAAGUUUAAAAAGUCACAUGAGUGUCCACACAGGAGUGAAACCUUUUGUGUGUGAGCUCUGUGGAAAAAGAUUUAGUGAAAAAUCAAAGUUCAACAGUCACAAGAGAGUACACACAGGAGAGAAACCUUUUGCCUGUGAGCUCUGUGAUCAAAAAUUUGGCCAUAAGACAAAUUUAAACAUUCACAUGAGAGUACACACAGGAGAGAAACCUUUUGCCUGUGAGAUAUGUGGUCAAAGCUUUGGCCAUAAGACAAGUUUAAACAGUCACAUGAGAGCACACACAGGAGAGAAUCCUUUUGCCUGUGAGCUCUGUGGAAAAAGAUUUAGCCGUAAGACAACAUUAAACACUCACAUGAGAGUCCACAUAGGAGAGAAACUUUUGCUUGUGAGCUCUGUGGACAAAGGUUUAGGUGCAAGAAAAGUUUAAACAGUCACAUUAGUGCCCAUACAGGAGUGACACAUUUUGCUUGUGAGCUCUGUGGAGAAAGAUUUAAGAAAAAGACAUGUUUAAACAAUCAUAUGAGAGGCCACACAAGAGAGAAACCUUUUGCCUGUGAGCUCUGUGGUAAAAGAUUUA
Molecule: messenger RNA, 2054 nt
Organism: Nothobranchius furzeri (turquoise killifish)
Lineage: Eukaryota; Metazoa; Chordata; Actinopteri; Cyprinodontiformes; Nothobranchiidae
Product: gastrula zinc finger protein XlCGF58.1
Biological process (GO): regulation of transcription by RNA polymerase II
Cellular component (GO): nucleus
Molecular function (GO): DNA-binding transcription factor activity, RNA polymerase II-specific; sequence-specific DNA binding
Source: RefSeq, a predicted model, not a curated record